Messenger RNA from Hyla sarda, 4546 nucleotides. RefSeq names its product zinc finger protein OZF-like. Lineage: Eukaryota; Metazoa; Chordata; Amphibia; Anura; Hylidae. Gene Ontology annotation, biological process: regulation of transcription by RNA polymerase II. The transcript is spliced from 7 exons. Bases 150 to 1802 code for a protein of 550 amino acids. The record is from RefSeq and is a predicted model, not a curated record. Gene Ontology annotation, molecular function: RNA polymerase II cis-regulatory region sequence-specific DNA binding; DNA-binding transcription factor activity.
GUGAUUGGUCACAUGGGUGGGAGGAGUCUAUUCUGGCUGCGCUUCGGGAGGAUUUUCAUGUGGUUCUUUCUUUCUUGACUGUAUGAACAUGUCCUUAUAAGCAGGUUCCUUAUGUCCAGGACUUUCACUGAAGUUUUCUUUUAAGCACUAUGGUCCGUUUCAUCAGUGAGUCAGCAAAGAUGGAGGAAGCCAGAAAGCAUAUGGCUGCAGAUAUAUUGGACCUCACCCUGGAGAUAAUAUACUGGGUAACUGGAGAGGAUUACACAGUAAUGAAGAAGUCAUCUGGUGAGAGUGUGGCAUCUCGUGGGUCAGGAAAAAGGGGCAAAGGCCGGAGCCGCAUAACAGAUCCUCCACCUUAUUCACAGAAGAAGAUCCUAGAACUUACCUCCAAGAUCACUGAGAUGCUGACUGGAGAGGUUCCUAUAAGGUGUCAGGAUGUCGCUGUCUAUUUCUCCAUGGAGGAGUGGGAGUAUUUCGAAGGACAUAAGGAUCGGUACAAGAAAGUCAUGAUGGAGGAUCAGCAGCCCCUCAAAUCACCACUGGUUGUGUCUCGUCACAGAAACCCACCAGAGAGAUCUCCAAGUCCUUCUUAUUUCCAGGAUUGUCUGGAGGAAGAGCAGAAUGUCCCUCUGGAUUUUCAGGAAAUUGAUGUUGGAAUAACAAGUGGAUUUGAAAAGCACAAAGCAGAAUAUAUGGAUGAUGAAGAAUGGAUGAGAAGCUUCCAAGGACAUCCUCUUUUAUUUCCCCGCUAUGAACAAGAGCACAAUAUCAGUCAAGCUGAUUCAUUGAUUCCUAAUGUGCCCUUAGGCCUUCACAGCAGCGAUUUAUCUGAUACCUCGGGUCUUGAUAUAUGUUCGUCUAAUCCAUCACUGAUCGGAACUGGACGGAAACCGGGGGAUAUAUAUCCAAGUGGGCUACAGUAUCCAGAAGAAUGUAGCCUGUCUUUGCAUGAGGCAGUUCUUAGAGAAGAAAGGCCCUUUACCUGUUCAGAAUGUGGAAAAAGUUUUAUCCGGAAACAGAAUCUUGUAGACCACGUAAGAAGUCACUUGGGGGAGAAGCCAUUUCCAUGCUCAGAUUGCGGAAAAUGUUUUGGCAGGAAAUCAGUUCUUUUUAAACACUUGAGAAUUCAUAGAGGGAAAAGGCCAUAUUCGUGUCCAGAAUGUGGUAAAUCUUUUAGCAAAAAGACAAAUGUUAUGAAGCACCUAAGAACACACACAUCGGCAAAGCCAUUUGCAUGCUCCGAAUGUGGAAAAUGUUUUGCCCAAAAAUCAUCUCUUGUUAACCACUAUAAAAGUCACAGCGAUAAGAAACCCUUUGCGUGUCCUGAAUGUUGGAAAUGGUUUAGUAAAAAAUCGUAUCUUAUGUUACAUAUGCGAACUCACACGGGAGAGAAGCCAUAUUCCUGUAUGGAAUGUGGGAAAGGUUUUAGCAAGAAAUCAAGUCUUGUGAGGCAUCGAAGAACUCACACAAGGGGGAAGACUUUUUCGGAAUACGGGCGAUAUUUUUCCCAAAAAUCUGGUAAUUAUCGUCAUUUUAAAAACCACCCUGACAAGCCGUUCUCCUGUCCUGAAUGUGGGAAAGGCUUUAGUAGGAAAGCAAAUGUUAUGGUCCAUCUGAGACUUCACACGGGGGAGAAGCCGUUUGCGUGUCAAGAAUGUGGCAAAUGCUUUAAUCAGAAAUCAAAUCUGAUGGUUCAUGUAAGACUUCACACGGGGGAGCAGCCGUUCUCCUGUCCAGAAUGUGGGAAAUCGUUUAAUCAGAAAGCAAAUCUUUUGAUACAUCUACGACAUCACACUCGGUAGAAGCUUUUUUAAUGUUUAGAAUGUGGGAAAUGUUUUAUCCAGAAAGUUAGUUGUCUACAUCAGAUGAUACAUUUGACUUUUCAUAUUGUAGGAAAUGUUGGAAGGUGUGGAACUUCUCUGUAGGGCUUCCCGAGGAUGCCUUUCAAUGUAUAACUUAGCCCUUUGAGGACCCGUAUAAUACUAGUAUAGUGAAACAGAAGUCUACUCCUAAGAAGCUUUAAUGUACAUAGAUAUAUAUAUAUAGUGCAUAAUCAAUACCAUUACGGGACUAAUAAACUCUUGAUACAAUUUGAAGUGAAAACAAAACUCCAAAACAAUUAGCAAACAACUAAUAAUUUACAAAUUUAUUUAGGAUUGUUAAACGGUAUAAAAAGACUGGAAACUACUGAAAACAUUGACUUUGUUUUUGUAUACCCGUCAAAAAAUAAAUGAACAGAAACUAAACACUAACCUGUAAGUACGACAGAAUGGCACCUAAAGAUAGGACAAAAUUGACCCACGUAAAAUUGAAACUUACAGCAUUUAAAAAGUUAUGACUGCUGGAAAACCAAGAGGCAAAAACAAGAACAAAAAAAGUUUUUUUUCCUUAAGGACCUGCUCUACAAUUCAGAAUAUUGCCGUUUUUUUUCUUACUCAGAAUGGGUUAUCAUGGAGAUAUGGAUUUGCAUGAUCUUAGUGACACUGUCACUAAAACAGAAAAUUCUAGUUUUCGUGUGGAUAUCAAGGGUUUAUUUUGAAACACUAAGGACAAUUUGCCCCCCAGGAACUUAAGUAUUGUUAACUAUCGGCACCCGGCGAUCAGUGGUGAAUACUGCAACUAAACAAACUUACAAGACUUUCUGCCCUCUCUUCUAUGUAGAACUGUUUUAGUUAAGCCUUCAAGCCGUCUUGAGGUUUUCUUCGAACUAUUCGAUUCAGACCGGGGAGAAGCUCGAAACAAAAAAUCUUGGAUCACUUUUUAUACAGCAGUUUUUUUCGCUGCUCUGAAACACCAUUGAAACCAAAGUGAAACUCGUAUAAGAUGUAAUGGUGGCAAUGACUGCGGAAAAUGGCAAAAAUAUUUCUUAGAAUUCUAUUUAAUGAAACAUAUAUUGAUCUAAAGUCAGUGUUUAGGUCUUUGAGAAAAAAAAUCCUCUGAGGAAAUGAAAAAAGGGGCUUUAUGAACACAUGAAAGACUUGGCCCAAUCCGCAUGAUAAUUCAAAGGAACAGCGAAGGACCCGUAAGGUCUGGACUAAAGAGUCGGGAGAUAUACUGUAUUACGACCGGAGAUGAACUCCUUAUACACAAAACCCUUCAGAUGGCCUAGAUUUAUUCAUAUCAAAAUCUCUACGUAUUUUAUCUCUACGUAAGGUUUUGCUCUCACAUUGUCAGAUUUACAGUCUCCUUGUGGGAAAGUGUAUUUUGUUGGUUUUUCAUGCACUCAGUUGCACCAUUAGGGGACAUUUUAUGCCAAAUUGCACACAUAAUGUUAUUAAAGGGGUUCUCCGCCCCUAGACAUCCAAAGGAUAGGGGAUCGUGGGACCCUGCCCCUGAGGACCCCUGUAAUGUCUGCUGCAGCACCCCAGACAUCCGAUGGACGGAGCGAACUUCGCUCCGUCCUGGAUGGCUGGCGAUGCGGGGCAGAGGCUUGUGAUGUCACAGUCACGCCCCGCUCGUGAUGUCACGGCCACGCCACCCACAAUGCAUGUCUAUGGGAGGGGGCAUGAUGUCACGAACGGGGCGUGGCUGUAACAUCACGAGCCUCUUGCGCUGCACCUGGCGCUCUUAAUAAACGCCGGGUGCAGCAGGGAGAUUGCGGGGGUCCCCAGCGAGAUUAGACAUCUUAUCUCCUAUCCUUUUGGAUAGGGGAUAAGAUGUCUAGGGGUGUAGUACCCCUUUAAUUACACUGGACUUCUCAUUGACUGUGAGGUCUGCUUUUAUGGUCAAAUCAACAACAAAAAAACGAACGCAAAAUUUGUUGGGAAAGUGUAGACUUUCUAGUAAAUCUGGGCCUAUGGGUCUGUGUUUUCACAAGUAUUAACUUUUGUGGAAAGAAUAGGUCACAUGAUUUGAGGUGAGUGAGUUAUUCAAGAUGCUGCGUAAAAAAGUAGAAAUGAUAGACGAGCUCAAAAUUUUUUAGUUUUCGCUAGAAGUAUCCAGAGAUCUAGAAAUUAGUUAAACCCCGUUAUCAUGGUAUUAAUCUAAUAAUACUUGGUCCACAAGGAUUGUCUACUAAAGUGGAAUAUCUGUGGUCUAGUUGGGGGUCCAUUUUAUAGCUAUAAUCUUGGAUGCCGUGGAUUCCCCAAAUGUUUUGAGAAGGUGUCUUCGGAAAAUGACUUAUUGUUUAAAUUUUUAAAGUUUUUAUGUUAAACAUUUUUAAAACAUUUUUGGUGUUUUUUUUUAUUUUCCUUUAUAUAUUCUAAAACAAUCCCAAAAUCUUGCAGUUUUCAUUUGACCACUAGGCCUAAAACUGAACUAAGACUUCCUGUUCUGUCUGUGAUGAUAAGGAGGAGGCUGCUGGGAAAGUUAUCUGUACAGCAUUACAAUGAAUGUUUAGAUACUGGGUAUUGCGGUCCUCUUGCAAGGCCUGGGCUGUGAUAUAGCUGGGUUGGUGCUGUGUAGUGGAGUCCUUUAUGAGACUAACAUAGGAUAGAUACCUGUAUGAUUUUAUCAAAAUAGAUUUAUUGAAAUAUAUAUAGAAAGAGCUAUUGUUUAUACAAUUGUUGUGUAGCUGGAGGUGGCUGCGGAGCCCUUGCAGCCGACC